GAAGAGGACGAAGCAGACAUGGUUUCUACGAGACGAAGUGGAUCUCUCUCCGGAAACACCAGCAAGAGAUCAUCUUCUUCCGAAGACAAGCCUCUCUCUCCCAAGCGCCAAAAGGCUGAAAAUGGCGGUUCAUCGGAAAAAUCGGCUCCCGCUGAGAAUUCCAAGGAAAUGUGCUCUCCGGCGGCCGUGGAUCCACCGGAAUGCGGGCCUGUUGAUCCUCCGACUGCCGGCGUCGGCGAGGCUGUGAGUCUCGGUAAAGGAGAUGCGGCACAAGCGGUUGCUGUAGCUACCCCGAUCGCUGAUGGUGUUUUGAUUUUGGUUUGUUUUCGAGGUUCUUCGCCGGUUGUGGUGGAUAAACCAAGGAGUUCUUUCUCUUCAUGGAGUACUUAUCAGAAGCAGAACCCCAGUUUUGAAUCUUCAACCCCGUGGUGUAGGCUUUUGUCGCAGUAUGGACAGAAUUCCAAUGUUCCGAUUUGUGCAUCAAAUUUCACAAUUGGUGCAAGUAGAAACACCAAUCUUGUAUUGAAAGACCAAACCAUUAGCGCCGUUUUAUGUGCAAUCAAGCACACACAGCGUGAAGGCACUUCUGUUGCUUUGCUUGAAAGCAAGGGGAGCAAAGGAACUGUGCAAGUAAAUGGGAAGACUAUUAAGAAGGGUACCAGCUGUGUCCUCAAUUCUGGCGACGAGGUGGUUUUUGGUCUGUUGGGGAACCAUGCUUACAUUUUUCUGCAACUCUUGAAUGAGGUUGUUCUCAAGACCCCUUCAACAGUUGGUGGUACAGAGGUUCAGAGUACUGUAGGUAAAUUGCUACACGUUGAAAGGAGGGCAGGGGAUCCUUCAGCUGUGGCUGGGGCUUCUAUUUUGGCAUCACUUUCAAGCCUGCGGCAAGAUUUAUCACGUUUGAAGCCUACUUCUCAAGCCAGUGGUAAAACACAUCAGGGGGCUGAGCUACCGCCCCUUCCGGUUGUUCAUGACAGUAUGGAUGUUGACCUUGAUGGCCUGGAAGUCAAUUCAGCAACAAAUACGGGGAGUGAUAAAGCUGCUGACAUUGGAGCGACCAGCAAGAUCCUUGCUCUUGAUGGCAACCUGGACUCUAGCAUAGAGGCAGGCAAUGUAUUUGAAGAAAGAAAUGAGUGGACGAGGGAUUCACUGCUGGCAUCAACAUCGGGUAUGUCUCUGAGGUGCGCAGCAUUUAAAGAAGACAUUCAUGCGGGGAUUCUUGAUGGCAAAGACAUAGAUGUUUCAUUUGACGAUUUCCCGUAUUAUUUAAGGUAUGAAUGUUUCAUUUUAUGGUAUGCUAUUGUUAUUUUCCAUGUAUGAAUGUUUCAUUUUAAG
Molecule: messenger RNA, 1335 nt
Organism: Camellia sinensis
Lineage: Eukaryota; Viridiplantae; Streptophyta; Magnoliopsida; Ericales; Theaceae
Source: RefSeq, a predicted model, not a curated record